Centrocercus urophasianus (Greater sage-grouse) is the source of this 1584-nucleotide messenger RNA. It is a transcript of the gene PRIM1, whose product is annotated as DNA primase subunit 1. The record is from RefSeq and is a predicted model, not a curated record. The transcript is spliced from 12 exons. Lineage: Eukaryota; Metazoa; Chordata; Aves; Galliformes; Phasianidae. The coding region runs from base 1 to 1290 and encodes 429 amino acids. Gene Ontology annotation, cellular component: alpha DNA polymerase:primase complex. Gene Ontology annotation, biological process: DNA replication, synthesis of primer.
AUGGCGCCGUUCGAACCGGCGGCGCUGCCGGAGCUGCUCCCGGUGUUCUACCGCCGGCUCUUCCCGCACGGCGCCUACGGCCGCUGGCUCGGCUACGGCGGCGUGGAGAAGAACUACUUCCAGCUGCGGGAGUUCUCCUUCACGCUGCGGGACGACGUGUACGUGCGGUUCCAGUCGUUCGGCAGCCCGCAGGAGCUGGAGAAGGAGCUGCAGAGGACCAACCCGUACAAGAUCGACAUCGGCGCCGUAUAUUCGCAUCGCCCCAACCAGCACAACACGGUGCACCUCGGGGCGUUCCAACCCGUGGAGAAGGAGCUGGUGUUCGACAUCGAUAUGACCGACUACGAUGACGUCCGGACGUGCUGCAGCUCGGCCGACAUCUGCUCCAAGUGCUGGACUCUGAUGACCAUCGCUGUCCGUGUGAUUGACCGCGCGCUCGUGGAGGACCUGGGCAUGAAGCACCGCCUGUGGGUGUACUCGGGACGGAGAGGUGUGCACUGCUGGGUCUGCGACGACGCCGUGCGCAAAUGGUCCCCGGCGCUGCGUGCGGCCGCUGUGGAGUACCUGAGCCUGGUGAAGGGUGGAGCUGAGACGGUGAAGAAGGUGAACCUCUCGGAGCCCGUCCACCCCUUCAUCAGGCGGUCGGUGAACGUGGUGGAGAAGUACUUCGAGGCGUACGCACUGCAGGGCCAGGACGUCUUGGGCAGCCCCGAGCGCUGGGACAAAGUGCUGGCCUUGGUCCCAGAAGAGCACCGUGAGCUGCUGCAGAGCGAGUUCCCCAAGAAGCGCGACUCAGUGCAGCGCUGGGAGCUGCUGAAGGGCCGCAUGGAGCGGACACGGCGGGCAGCAGGCAGUGGGAAGGGCACAGCGUGCUAUGCAGACUGGGAGAUCAUGCUGCAGUACUGCUUCCCACGGCUCGACAUCAACGUCAGCAAAGGCAUCGGGCACCUCCUGAAGAGCCCCUUCAGCGUCCACCCCAAAACAGGCCGCAUCUCGGUGCCACUGGAUCUGCAGAGGUUGGAUGACUUCGACCCGUUCGCAGUGCCCACCAUCAGCUCUCUGUGCGAGGAGCUGGAUGCGGCUGGCGAUGAUGCAGAGCAGGAGGACAGCGAGGAGACGGAGCCAAAGCGGCGGAUGCGGGACUACCGGCGGACGCAGCUGGCGCCCUACGUGAAGGCCUUCGAGCAGUUCCUGGAGGAGAUGGAGCGCGCGCGGCGCGGGGAGCGGCUGUGGAGGAGCGGUGAGCGCUGGGGAUCCCACCGCUCCCAGCUGCUCUUCAUUGCUUAUUGAAAACCUAAUGAGGUUCAGUAAGGCCAAGUGCAGGGUGCUGCGUUUGGGUCAGGGCCAUCCCAGGUAUUCACACAGACUGGGGAAAGAUCUUGAGAGCAGAGAAGGACUUGGGGGUCCUGGUAGACGAGAAGCUGGACACGAGGCAGCAGCGUGCGCCUGCAGCCAGCUGUGUUCUGGGCUGCGUUAAAAAAGUCGUCUCCCUCUAUGGGCUCUGGUGAGGCACCAUCUGCAGCACUGCGUCCAGGCCUGGGGCCCUCAGCACAGGAAGGACGUGGAGCUCUGGGAGCGGGUCCA